AUGGGAAAAAAAUAGGUAAAUGGAAGAUUUGGUUUAGAUAUUAUGUUUAAAAGUUGGAAGAAUAAUUUGAUUGGUGGAGGAUCAUAUGACGAUAAUGUAGAAGGAGAUUCUGUUAAGACAGGAUAAUGGAUUGAAAUAAGUGAGGGGUUUCGGCGGAUUUCUUAAACUAAAUACUCUGGUGAUUACAAAAAUGGUAGAAAAGUUGGUAAAUGGAAUAUUGAUUUUAUAACAAAAGAUAUAUAUUCUAAUUUUAAUGGUGGUGGAUUUUAUGAUAAAGAAGACUCCUUUAAAACUGGAAAAUGGGUUGAGUUGAGUGAUCGAUUUUAUAAUUAUUCAUAAGUUACGUAUGAUGGCGAGUAUAAAAAUUGUAAAAAAAUUGGAAGAUGGAUUAUUAAAUUUGAGGAUGAAGAAAUUGGUGGUGGAUAUUAUGAUAACCAAGAUUCUUUUAAGACUGGAGAAUGGAUUGAAUUGAGUGAUAGAUUUGAUUUUUAUUCCUAAGUUACUUAUAAGGGUAAGUAUCACAAAGGUAAGAAAAUUGGUAAAUGGGAUAUUUUAUGGAAUUUUAAGGGGGUGAAUUAUGAACUGGGGGGUGGAUAAUAUGAUCAUUAAACAGAUGGUUUAAGUUCUAUAAAGAUUGGAUUUUGGAUUGAGUAGAGUGAUUAGUUUGAUAAAUGGUAAUCAAUCUUGAAUGAAGGCCAUUAUGAAAAUGGUAAGAAAAUUGGUAGAUGGGUGGAAGUGAAAUUCUAAAAAAUUAAAAAAGAAGUUGAAUUUGAUUAUGUAAACUGA
Molecule: messenger RNA, 786 nt
Organism: Paramecium tetraurelia
Lineage: Eukaryota; Ciliophora; Oligohymenophorea; Peniculida; Parameciidae
Exons: 5
Source: RefSeq, a predicted model, not a curated record